UUUUUUUUAAAAUAAAUUAUAUGUAUUUAACUCUUGAAAGGCUAUUUAUUGGAAAAUUUAUACUAGAUAUAUUUUAUUCUUGAGCACCGUUUGCCUUUUAUUUUAUUUCAUUUUUUUAGUUUUCCCCACUGCAUUAACCUUUGAGUCAGACUGUCAUACAUCUCAUGGAUGAGCACCUGUAUUUGGGCUGAAGAUUUGGAUAUGUUGGAUGGCAUAAUGAGACAUGAUGUCUUCAGUAAUGAAACUGAGUAUCUGAGUAGGAAGUACAGAUUUUUAAAGAUUGGAUGAUCAGUUGGAUCGAUUGAGUUGCUUGUCUAACCGAUUUAAUUGAAUAUAAUUAAAUUUUAUUUAUAAUAUUAUCAAAUGAUAAAUAUAAUGGACUAACAGUAAUUAUAAAAAAAUUUAACAUAUUUAACAAAGUUUAAAUUUCAUAUUAAAAUUUAAGUAGCCAUAACUAAAUUACAAGUUUAAGGAUAAAGUCAACAAUAACAAAGUUUAAAAAUUUAGACACAUUAAACAAUAACAAAGUUUAAAAAGUUUAAGUAACCAAACCCAAAUGUUAGUUUGGUUAAUCUUUUCAUAAUCAAUAGGAGUAUAACCUUUUUUGUUCUCGUUUACAAGUAAAUAAUAAAAUUAAAAUUAUAUAAGUUGCAUGAAAAUAAAUUAUAAGCAUACAAUUUAAAUUUAAAAAUAAUUAUUAGAUUUCUUUUAAACUCAAGUUGUAAUAAAGAAAAAAACACAAAGCUCAUUCAAUCUUUGAUGUUAUAAACACGCUCCGAUUCUUUCUUUCAGAAGAAGUUUGGCUCAAAAUCAUUAUGGCUAAAUUUUGUAUGUUUGGAGCAUUAUACCCAGACACUCCCACCAUUUAUCUAUAAGAGAAUACAAAAAAAAUAAAAAAAAGGGUUAAAAAUAUCUCCUUCAUGAUUAGUUAUUAGAGCAAAUUAUCGUUCAAAACUUCUCAACCUAUCUUGAUAGGUGCUCACUUCUUCAUCUAUGCAUUUUCGUUGAAUUUUUUUUCACUAAUUAAGGUGGUCACCAUCUCAACAGCACCAUCCUUUUUUCACAUAUAUUCUCCUUGUCAGAUGCAAAAGCAAGGUUCAGAAGAUAAGUUGCUGCAUUAAUGUCUCAUCAAAGUUGCUUGUCCCACCUUGUCUUAGUGAAAGUCUUAUUCAAUCUCUUUUUAUUUUUAAAGAUAUUCUUUAUUGCUUUCCUUCCCCUGUGCAUUCUAUCAGACAACCAAUGAAAGGCUCGAUCUGCAUCCAUUUUAUGCAAUAAACAACAUAUAAGUGGAGCAACAACCGCCAACUACCACUGUAAUAAACAUAUAAGUCACACAGGAUAUGUGCCUUCCAAAUUUUUUGAGCACCAUGUUUUCAGAGAGGCCAAUCUAUCAAAGCAAAUAGGCAGGGAUGACGACUGAGAAUAAAAAGGUGGUGGAGGUGUCGAACACGGAGGAGGCUGUUGCUGUUUCUCUUGCCAAGUACACUGCUGAUUUGUCUGAGAAUUUUGCUAAAGAAAGAGGCUAUUUCACUGUCGUUUUGUCUGGUGGGUAUCUCAUCAACUCCCUAAGGAAACUACUAGAACCACCUCAUGUUGAUUCCAUAGAAUGGUCGAAAUGGCAUGUCUUUUGGGUGGAUGAGAGAGUGGUCCCUAAAGAUCAUGUUGACAGUAACUACAAACUAGCAUUGGAUGGUUUUCUCAGUCGGGUACCAAUUCCUUCUGAUAAUGUUUAUGCCAUUAAUGACACCCUGUCUGCUGAGGGUGCGGCUGAUGAUUAUGAAACUCGUAUUAAGCAUUUGGUUGAUACAAAGGUGAUGGAUGUUUCAUCGACUGGGUUUGCAAAAUUUGAUCUCUAGCUCUUAGGUAUGGGCCCAGAUGGACAUGUAGCUUCUCUGUUCCCUGGGCAUCCCCUUCUCAACGAAAAGGAGAGAUGGGUGACCUUUAUUAAGGACUCGCCAAAACCACCUCCACAGAGAAUUACCUUUACUUUCCCUGUGAUAAACUCAUCUGCAUAUGUUGCAAUGGUGGUGUGCGGUACAGGUGAAGUUGAUGCAGUGCAAAAGGCACUAGGAAAGAAUGAAGAUUCUGAUCUGCUGCCUGUUCAAAGGGUUUCGCCUGAAGUGGAGAUGAAGUGGUUUUUGGACAAAGAUGCAGCUUCAAAGCUGUAGAAAUUAGAAGUGUGAGCAUUGCGAGUUUGUCUACUAAUACUAAUAAUAAUAAAUUAUGUCAUGAUAUGUUUGGUAUGGGUGCUCAAUAAAUGUACUAAAUUAUGUAGUAUAUCCUUCAUAAUCAAGAACUAGCAAGGCCUUUACUCCUUGCAUAGAUUUCAAUGCCUAGAAUAAAAAGGAUUUAAAUGAAAUUUUGUUUUUUGGUUGAA
This is a messenger RNA of Ricinus communis (castor bean), 2377 nucleotides long. Its product is annotated as probable 6-phosphogluconolactonase 4, chloroplastic. The record is from RefSeq and is a predicted model, not a curated record. Gene Ontology annotation, molecular function: 6-phosphogluconolactonase activity. The transcript has 4 exons. Lineage: Eukaryota; Viridiplantae; Streptophyta; Magnoliopsida; Malpighiales; Euphorbiaceae. Gene Ontology annotation, biological process: carbohydrate metabolic process; pentose-phosphate shunt.